Messenger RNA from Lytechinus pictus (painted urchin), 4727 nucleotides. RefSeq names its product cholecystokinin receptor type A-like. NCBI's taxonomy places the organism in Eukaryota, Metazoa, Echinodermata, Echinoidea, Temnopleuroida, Toxopneustidae. The record is from RefSeq and is a predicted model, not a curated record. The transcript has a single exon. Gene Ontology annotation, biological process: G protein-coupled receptor signaling pathway. Gene Ontology annotation, cellular component: plasma membrane. Bases 940 to 2223 code for a protein of 427 amino acids. Gene Ontology annotation, molecular function: G protein-coupled receptor activity.
CAAGUGAUUGAUUCUUCGUUUCUAGUUAGGAAAGGAAAAUAUGCUGCCCAAGAGGAAUCUGGAAGACAGUCUUCAAGACGAGGAAUUAUCAAAGACAUUGGUUUUCUUCCGCACUUUACGAAUCAGCCUUGAAUAUUUUUUCCUCGCCUGAUAUCUUGGUUUUGUAUCGACGAUAGACAUAAAAGAGGCGCUUAUAAAAUUUUACCAGGCCUUGAACAUGUUGAAGGAACUCAAUGGCAUCAUAAACGUGUCAUCUUCUAGAAUCCAAUGCGAGUAUUUAUAAAACAACCUAAUUAAUCGAUCAUAAGACUGGAUUGUUCCCAACAGGACAUUGCCGCUGCAAAUGUGCCCAGUCGACCUACUCCUUCAGAUGACAAUAAAGGACCAAUUGUUACACUGCUCUUUCUCAGGCAAAGUAUCAUCCAGGCUUUAAAUGGACAUGGGAUUGACAACGCCCUUCUUUUGAUUUUCCCGUUUUCCGCUAACCAAAAGACGAGUGAUUUCCAAAGAGGCUGAAUCAGAAAUGAAGCGAUGAAUGAUCUUCAGUUCUGAUAAUUACUUCUGAAGGAACAUAAACGUAUCUUGAUUACAGUGUGCCAUCCGCCUGGGAAUCUAUUCCUAUUCACUUGCUUCGAGUUAUAUUAUGCUGAUGAGAAUCGUUCUCAAAUUCUGAAAGGAUAGAUAUCUUUAUGAAUAAAUGUUAUUUCGUCCCAACUUUGGAUGUAGUUAGGGAGUGAAUUGAAAAAGUGCUCCGUGACAACAUUAACGAUUAAAGAACGCAUCCUUUAAUUUGCCUGUUCGAAUUUAACUACCAUUUUAACGGGGAGAAGUUAGCGUGUUUCACAAAGAGUGAAGGAGACAAAUGCACAACUCUUGAAGGAAAUAUACCUAAAACGGAACGCAGAGUAUAUUCUCAGUACAUUACUUGUAAGAUCCUGUAUGUCGACCGAAGGCGACAUGGUUUAUAUACAAGAGGUACAUUUCAGUGAUCUUUCUGCCAUGACUGACGGAGAUGGAUGUCCGCCAGGGGUGGGUAAUUAUUCGAGCGUACGUUAUGCAGACGAAUAUCUUUACCCAUCUGGUGAGGCGGUCCUCAUCACAAUCGUCAUGCCGAUUAUUUGGGUCAUCGGCGCCAUAUCCAAUAUUGCCUUCAUUUUCGUCGUAGCGCGCAUCCGUCGCAUGCGUACAGUCACCAACUUCUACCUUCUCAAUCUGGCCGUCGCGGACAUCAUGUUUUUGUGUUUUGCAAUUGGAGAAAAGUUGGGCCGUUAUGUAGCGUCCCCGAUUUACAAUGAUCAGUUCAACCUGAAGACAGUCGGGUGUGUGCUCGUCAACUUCUUCGUACAGCUCUCCUACUAUGGCUCAAUCUUUUUGGUUACUCUGGUAACCCUCGAGAAGUACUACGCAGUGUGUCGACCUGUCCAACACCGGCUUAUCAGUGGGCACAAACGAACGAUCCGGACCAUAGCGGCGGCGUGGUUACUGGCAAUUGCUUUCGCAGCAAUCCUCAUUCCAUCGUGGGCAAACUGGACCCCGAGUUGUUUGAAGUGGCCGGAUAUUGAAAAGUACUACUCCUUACCAAACAUAUUCGCCACCUGCCGCCCAAUAUCUGUCACGUAUGCUUAUUUCAGCAACGGUAUGCAAACAAUCCCGUUUUUCGUCGUCUUGGUUCUUAACUUCCUUAUGUAUGUGUUUAUCAUACGCGCUGUUAAUACGCGCGUAGUUGCACGCGAAAAUUACCUUGCGUCAUCUGUCGCGCGUAGUAUCCGGAUACGUAACCAGGUAGUGCGUAUGCUCGUCGUAAAUGGCAUCAUUUUCUUCAUUUGCCUCGCUCCGCUACAGAUCUUUUCGUUCGUCUCGAUGAUUAUCGGCAUAUUGGAGGCCGUUACGGACAGUCGUUUCGUAAUCAAUCAGGAGGAACAGAUUCUCUGGACAUGCCGUAUCUUCUCCUACAUCAAUUCGGCCAUCAACCCAUUCGUGUAUACAUUCAUCAACCCGAGGUACCGACAGGCAUUUAUGGAGGCAUUUGCAUGUUGUCAUUCACUAAAACGCCAUCUGCUGAAGAAGGCAAAGGUCCAAGAGAAUGGAUCAAGUAAUGUCAGCACGGAUCAGACUGCCACCAUGAAGCGAAUACAAAUCCGCAAGGAGUCAAUGGCCACUACCGAUUCCCAAUUGUCGAAGAGUCGCACCCCAUCGAUCGUCGCAAACGACGUUGCAAUUUGAAUUAGAUUCAGCUGCAGAUUUUUAAAUAUUCCUUGAGGACUUGGGAGUAAACGUACGCACACGAAUACACACUCGUCGAUUAGUUCGACAAAUGGUUGACUUACGCACUUCAGUGAUAAUGUAAAAUUACGCGAAUAGAAAUUCAAAAAAAAUUCAUGCGGAGAGAGUAGUUUGUGUUGUAAAUAAGGGUUUUGUUUUAUUGUCAUUUAUGUGUAAACGAAAAAAAAAUCAAUUUCGGUCUCAGAAUAAGCGAAAAAAAUUCGUACAAACCACAACUUCGCGCGAUUUUAGCAUGUGAUGCUUGGAAAGAUGCUGCUGUUUAUCAAUGAUGCACAUGAAAUUUGCAUUAAUGUCAUGAGAAGUUCACACCAACUGCAAUAGGGCUGCUUUAAGACUCAAACAUUCGUCGUAUAGGGCAUAGGCGAAUCCAGGGGGCGAGGGGCCUGCCUCCCCCCCCCCCCCCCCCCCCCCCUUAUUGGCGGAGCAAGAAAAAAAAUAAAAAAGGGGGGAAAGAAAAAAAAAGGAAAAAAGAAGAGAAAAAAGGGGGAAACAUAAGAAGAUGAAGACAAGUUAAUAAAAUAAGAUGAGGGGAUGACUUGGAAAAUCGUUUUAACAAUACUAUAUGUUAGGUGAUUUACAUAUCUUGCUCAAUUUGGAGCUUAAAAUAUCAAAUUUUGAAGUCAAUAUACAAAGGAAAUGAUUUUUUUUUUAAUUUACAAAUUGAUUUUUAAAAAGUGUUCUGUAAAAAAUUCUGUUUUAUGGCCAAGGCCAAGGCUUCAAUACCCAAAGCAUGGAAAGCCAAUGCUAAGGCCAAGGCAUAAAAACCCAAGGCCAAGGCCUGAAAACCUCAAAAGUUCAAGGCAUUGCAAACUUUCGAUAUAUGGAACAAUGCGGCAGAUAUGGCACAAAGGGCAAAAUGUUUAAAAGGUAUGAGCGAGCAAAAUUUUGACCAAUGUUCAUAGGCUUGCAUUGGUUAGAUGGGCUUGUGCCGAUUGGUUGGUUGGCUUGAUAUGGUUGGUUAAUUGGUUAAUAUCAUAUGGAUACAUGCUCUACAAGCAGGACUUUUAGUGGAUCCCCUCGUUUCCAAGCAAGUUAUUUUUAAUACAAUUGUACAAAUUUCACAAUUUGUCUGUAUAGUUGUUUUGUAAUUAUUAUUGAUAUGUAUUUGUAAUUAUGCAUUUGAUGCAUAUUUGAUUUGUAAUUGCUUAUGAUGUACAUGACCGAAGUUCAAAAUGAACUUGUUUUUGUUUGGUUAGAUGGGCUUGUUAUGGUUGGUUGGGUAUUAUGAUCAUAGGGAUCCACGCUCUACAAGUAGCUUUUUAGUGGGUCCCCUCAUUUCCAACCAAACUAUUAAUACUUUUGUACAAAUUUUUAAGUUUUGUCUGUAGUUUACUUGUAAUUGCAAUUAAUAUGUAUUGGCAUUUGUUUAUGCGCAUAUGAUGCAUAUUUAAUUUGUAUUUGGCUAUGAUGUACAUGACGGAUGUUGAAAAUGAACUUGUUUUUGGUUGGUUGGAUGGAUGGGCUUUUCAUGAUUGGUUAGUUAUGAUCAUAGGGAUCCACGCUCUGUAAGCAGUUCUUUUAGAGGAUCCCCUCAUUUCCAACCAAGCUGUUGUUAAUACUAUUGUACAAUUUUUUUACAUUUUGUCUGUAGAUGACUUGUAAAUACAAUUGAUAUGUAUUGGCAUUGUUUAUGUAUCAUAAUUGAUGUACAUUUGAUUUAUUGUGUAUUUGGUAAUGAUGUACAAGACGAGCUUAAACUUGUUUGGUUGGUUACAUGGGCUUGCAUUGGCUGGUUAGAUGGGCUUGAUAUGGUUGGUUGGCUGGGCUUGUUCUGGUUGACUAGAUGGGCUUGUUAUGGUUGGUUGGGCUUGAUAUGGUUGGUUGCUUGGGCAUGUUUUGGUUGGUUGGAUGGACUUGCAUUGGUUGGUUGGAUGGGCUUGUUAUGGUUGGUUGGGUGUGCUUGAUAUGGUUGGUUGGGCUUGUUUUGGUUGGUUGGAUGGGCUUGUUUUGGUUGGUUGGAUGGGCUUGUGUUGGUGUUUGGCCUGAUUACUGAGUCUUUUUUCUUACAUCAGUCAAAGUUCAACACCAGGGGGAGGCACUUCAUACUAAUUAUGUCAAGAAAAUUGGGAGAGGGGAACCCAACUUUCAAAAGUCUCCUGGUUUGGAAGUCCGGCUGGAUGUCAUCCGGCAGGUUCCCCUUCCAAGAAUUCAUGUUCAGGUCUUGAAACCUCUUCCCCAAUUGUAUUACACUCACAUGAAAUAAUCUUGAAUUGAAUAGAUGAUAAAUGUAAAUAGGGGAGUCCGCACCCCAGGAAAAACCUGUCCUGGGAACCUGUUUCGAUCUCUUCCUUCUGGGAGGUCACGUGGCCCGGUUUCCCCCUUAAAAUCUGGUUGAUUGUGGCUUGAUGAAAAUUGUGUAGAAACUGUGUCCUUGUUAACAAAUUGUAAAUGUCGUUUUAAUGAUUCUGGGAAAAUCCCCCAUUGAGAGGCAAUAAAAGUUGAGA